GGAUGAAGUUCGCAACCUGAGCAGUGUUUAUCCUCCAGGCAUUGAACUUAUUGGAUUCAAGCCACUCAGCUUCAUCAAGCCAUAUUUUCAUGUCAAACCUGCAAUUUUGUUUAUGUUGAUGAGAAAAUGAUUGAAGGUAGCAAGAAGAUGUUUGCAGCUUUGUUAGAGAGAUGUCUACAUAGAAAAGUGGCUCCAAUAGUACGUUUUAUUCCACGAAAGAAUGCAUCAGUCUCAUGGGCAGCGCUUAUUCCACAAGCAGAAGAAUUAGAUGGGAGCAAUUGUCAAGUUGUUCCUCCAGGGUUUAUUGCAUGCCAUCUCCCAUUUGCAGACGAUUUUCGCAAUAUUGAGAUGGAGAAUAUGACUCGUGCUACUCCAGAUCAAGUUGAUGCAGCAAAGGCAGUCAUCACAAAAACUGCACUUCACAUAUAAUCCUGAAGGCUUUGAUAAUCCAAGCCUUCAAACUCACUGGCGUAACAUUGAGGCUCUAGCACUGAAUAGGUCUGAAUUGGAACCUGUUUCAGAUCACACAGUUCCUCCCAAUGAUCGAAUUCUCAAGAAAGCGGGUAAACUACUAGAUGAACUUCGGGACUUAGUGUAUCCACCACCCUCUUAUGAUCCCACUAACCCUCCAAAGAAAAGGCCAACAGCAUCAUCUACUCCUGCACCAAAGAAACCAAAAAUUGACCCAAAAAGUAUGAGUGUAGAAGACUUGGCAAAAGAAGG
Messenger RNA from Macrobrachium nipponense, 723 nucleotides. RefSeq names its product X-ray repair cross-complementing protein 6-like. Lineage: Eukaryota; Metazoa; Arthropoda; Malacostraca; Decapoda; Palaemonidae. The coding region runs from base 127 to 429 and encodes 100 amino acids. Gene Ontology annotation, molecular function: double-stranded DNA binding; telomeric repeat DNA binding. The record is from RefSeq and is a predicted model, not a curated record. Gene Ontology annotation, biological process: double-strand break repair via nonhomologous end joining; telomere maintenance. The transcript has 4 exons. Gene Ontology annotation, cellular component: Ku70:Ku80 complex.